UGUCCUUUGCUCAGGUUUAAUGUUCUCUAAUAUUCAAGGCAAAAUUAAGCUGUAGCAAUCUUUGCUUCAUCAUCCAACUAAGUUAUCGUCACGGCCAGACAAGAGGAAGAGGAAGGACGUUUAAUCUCUUGCAUUUGCACGUUUAGGAAAAUCAGGAAGUAGAAAAGGACUGAGCGCAUAAUUUCAUGUUGUUUUGUCUUACUUCACUUUCACUCACCAACAUGGAUGUCCUUCUCCGAGUUCUUCUCUCUCUCAGCGCACUUGCAGGAAUUCACAGCAUAACUACAGUCAGUAAAGUGUCAGUGAGAGCUGGAGGUUCGAUCACCAUUCCAUGUCUCUAUGAGUCAAAGUACAUAAACCAUGUGAAAUACUUGUGUAAAGGAUAUUAUUGGAACUCCUGCUCUUACGCGAUUAAAACAAACCAAAAAAAAAAAAAGUUUUCCAUCUCUGAUGACAAAAUACUAAAAAUCUUUACUGUGACUAUAAAUCAUCUGACUAAAGAGGACACUGAUUACUGGUGUGCUGUGGAGAUUAAUGGAGGAGGAGAUGAAGGAAAGUAUUUUAAACUAUCAGUCACCACAAAUACACCCAGUCUAGACAUAAGUAAUCAGGAGAUUACAGGAUCCACAGGGAGCCCGAUAGCCAUCAAUUGUAACUUCCAUAACUCUGGAGAAAUGAAGUGGUGCAGGUUGGGCGGCUCCUGUUUGACAAAGUCUGGAUCAAUAAAUGGAACAGGAUUCACCAUCAGCGCGAAUGUCUCUGGUGUUUUCACUGUGACGAUGAGUGAGCUGAGGACAGAGAGCAGCGGCUGGUAUUUGUGUGUUAAAGGAGAUUUACAGAUGCCAGUGCAUAUAAGUGUUACUGAAAACAACCCUAAUAAGAAUAAUUCCAAAGAUCAGGAUGAACAUGUGCCCGUGGAUCUGAAGGCCUACACCAUCCCUUUGAGCUUGUUGAUCUUCAUUGUACUGGUGACCGUGUUCAUCUGGUUUAUGUUGAAAAGACACAAGCAGACAAAAGAAGCGGCAUCGACCGUGACAGUGGCCGAAGAGGAAAUAACAUACAGUACUGUUACGCACAAGAGAAACACUUCAAGCCAGAGUUCACCUGCGGAGAGUGCGGUGGACGUGGUAUAUAGUUCUGUGAUCCCCAUGAAGCAGCAACAUGUACCAAAGGAUGAAGCGAAUGACAAGAACGUCACAUACAGCACAUUGGCUUAGCUCCAGCACAACUUAGCAUAUGUAACCACUGCUUGUCUAUUUAUCUUGUAAACUAGUCUGGUUAUUGGUAUUAUUUGGAGAACUGGCGUCACCAUGUGUUGUCUGAUGUUAUUAUGUAAGCCGUGAGGUCACCUCUCUCUAUUUCUUCACCUUGUUUAAACCAUGGCCUUACUUUACCUCUUCUGCUAACAUUACGAAGAAGCAUUUCCCUGUGUUUGACGAAACUCUUGUCAACAUGUUAACAGUAUUAUUUGUUAGGCCUAAUGCACACAAUAGUAAGUCAUCUUGACUCAAAGUGCAUUUACAAACAUUUGUAAUUAUAUUUAAUAAAAUGUAA
This is a messenger RNA of Trematomus bernacchii (emerald rockcod), 1554 nucleotides long. Its product is annotated as CMRF35-like molecule 8. The transcript has 9 exons. The coding region runs from base 186 to 1217 and encodes 343 amino acids. Lineage: Eukaryota; Metazoa; Chordata; Actinopteri; Perciformes; Nototheniidae. The record is from RefSeq and is a predicted model, not a curated record.